This is a messenger RNA of Didymodactylos carnosus, 744 nucleotides long. The record is from the annotation of a GenBank genome assembly. Lineage: Eukaryota; Metazoa; Rotifera; Eurotatoria; Philodinida; Philodinidae.
AUGGAUAAUCAGGGUAAUUUAUACAUUGGCGACACAGACAAUUUUCGUGUUCAGCGAUGGGUACCUGGCGCUAGAAAUGGAACAACCGUCGCAGGAGGAAACGGAGCUGGAUCUGCUCUGAAUCAAUUAGGGAGUGGGAAGGGCAACGUAUUAGAUAAAAAUGGUAACAUGUAUAUAGUAGAUCGUCCUAAUCAGCGAAUAAUGAAAUGGGCAUCAGGUAGUAACUAUGGUGUCCUUGUCGCGGGUGGUAACGGUGACGGACCAGGUUUAAGCCAACUAAAUAACCCUUGGUCUCUUGCUUUGGAUGUUAACGAUAAUUUAUAUGUUGUGGACUCAUUCAAUCACCGUGUAAUACGAUUCACUCCAGGUGUGAUUAACGGAACAAUUGUAGCGGGAGGAAAUGAAUGUGGGUUAAAUUCUAAUCAAUUAUGUUUUCCAAUGGGAUUUUUUCUUAGUGGUAAUAACUUAUACAUAGCUGACAAUUAUAAUAACCGCAUACAAAAAUGGGUGAUUGGUGAUAGUAGUGGAAUUACAGUUGCAGGCGGCCGUGGUCAGGGUGAAGGAAUGGAUCAAUUAAAUAUUCCAUUUGAUGUAACAGUAGCUCCAAAUGGUAAAUUAUAUGUUCUUGAUACCUCUAAUGCACGCGUACAAGAAUUUGAUGACUGUAGUACGUAUAAAUUUACAUUAAAUAUUUUGAAUGAUACUAUCUUACCCGGUAGGAAACUGUACGACCAUAACCAGUAA